Messenger RNA from Colletes gigas, 2650 nucleotides. RefSeq lists its product as uncharacterized. The transcript is spliced from 2 exons. The record is from RefSeq and is a predicted model, not a curated record. The coding region runs from base 1 to 2505 and encodes 834 amino acids. NCBI's taxonomy places the organism in Eukaryota, Metazoa, Arthropoda, Insecta, Hymenoptera, Colletidae.
AUGGUGAAAUUUUCAAUUUAUUCAGGUGUUUGGAUUCUCACGAUCCUGGUGAUUAUUUUUUCCGUCACCGGAAUCAAAAACUAUAACAAUAUAAGUACCAUUGAUCGUCAGUAUUACGAGCAAUUGGAAGCAUUGCAAGACGUAUAUGUUUCCCUAAAUGACGCACGCAUAUACGAUUCAUCGACGUUCAAAGAAUUGAAAGAAUCAGAAAGAUUGCACAAACAGAAGUUAACAAAUAUUCCAGUCGAUUUCGAGAAUGCGUUGGUUCCAAAUUCCUUUGUAAACGUAAUAAACUAUUACGUCGAUGAUAAUUAUGGUACCGAAGCAAGUUCGAUUCUAACCUUCAACCACACAUCGCAUACAAUUGUAAAGAAGAGUAAAGCAUCGCAAUUGGACCGUGUGAAUUAUCUAUGGAAACGAAGAACUUUGUGUGCCGUUUCCGACAACGAACAGCAUAAUUUGGAAACCCUGUUUCACGAUGAUGUUUCCACCGACGCCGGUGAAAAGGAAAACGUAAAGAAGAAAACGUUAUUGAACUACGACGAACCACUUUUCAUGAACAAUAUUGACGAUUCCGAUGCUUUGAAAACACAUAUACGAGUAAAAAGAAGCAAAUUAAUAUCAAAACACGAUUCGUCGUUCGCGAACGAACAAGAAUAUUUGAAAGAUUUGGCUAACUCCUUCCCUCGUAAUUCCUAUGAAUCGAUCGAUGAAAACUCUUACGACGACGACGUCUCAUUCGACACGAAACGAGAGAUCAAGUCCCAGGGACUCUUAGCGAACGACGAACCCAUUAAAUCCAUCGAAUUAAGUAAUCCGGAAGCAGAAGACGAGAACGACGAAUCGAAAAAUCUCGACUUUAAUCCGUUCAUGAUCCGUUUACCCCCUAACACCGACGAAUCAGCCAGAAAUGUUAUCGUUGGUAAGAGAAAAUCGUUUCCCUCCGAAAUAGCUAUCGACCCGCCAUCUGACGCUAUUAAGGCGAACAAGGUUUCGGUUACAAACCGACAAUCGCAAGACUUAAACGUGGAAGAUCCUCUGCUAGCGGUAGAAUUGGUUAGAAAGAAACGAAACGAUUACGCGAAAGCUCAAAAUAAAAGGAAUUUACGAGAGAAAGCUUCGUUGCAUCGUCCUGACUCGUUUUUGUCGCGUAUCGAUCAAAAAACUUCAGCAGACACGAAUGUCAGAUCGGAGAAGACAUCGAACGAAAAGAAACGAUCGAUGCUGGAUCCGAAAAAAGCUGCGAGGGAUUUGAACGUUGAAAGUAAGGGCAGAGAGCCUUCGAAAUUGGCUAUCGCUGAUUUGAAGGCGGCCCUGCUGCGAUUUAAGAGGACCGCGAAGAACAGUCGUCGCGAGAAACGUUUUAAGGAUAGGAAGAAAAAGAAGGGCAACGAUUCGUCGAAAAACGCGCGUUCGAAAAAUACGGAUCGGUCAAGAUCGAUACGCGAAAGGAAAGACAGUGAAUCGAAACGCAGGGGUAAAUCAAACGUAGGAAUUGCUAAUGUAGUGUCUAAGAAAACUAUUGACAACAAUUUUCGCCGUAGAUACGCAAAAUCGAAAGAAUCGAACGUAAGAGCCGAUUACGACGAUGAUCGUUCACCGAUACGCGCGAGAUUGACAAAUGGCGACGGGAAUAAAAUCAACGGUGAUAAUUCUGAAUUCUUAUUGGCCGCGGAUAGAGGAAACGGCGCCAACGACGUCAUGGCGGAAUCGGACGAAAUCACGGAUGACCAAAGGGCCGAUACGGCGGAAGACGAAAAGUCAAUUGCAUCGACGGUGGACAGGUCGAAGCUACGCACAAAGAGAGACGAAAAUACGGAAGCGAAUCACGGUUUCCUGAACGGGGAAGACGAAUUGAGAUACUACGAGGAUAUUCGAGAGCCGGAGCGAGAAACUGUCGGAUGCGGCGGUCGCGAGAAAAGUCCGCGUUCGCGAGGCAAGGAGCAAGGCACAAGGACGGUACGAUCGAUCGAAGAGGUGAAAGAACUGGUGAAGAAGUUGGUCACGAAAGUGAAUGAGCUUGACAGUUAUUUAAACGUCGACGAGGCCAAAAGGAACGAGAGAGGAGGGAAGAGAAUCGUGACGCGCGCGAUCGAUGAUUUAUGCUCGAACGUUACCACCGCUUGCGACGGUUUCAAGGAACCGCGUAAAAUCGUUCAGACAUGCGUCCCGUCUGCUGCGAAAACUGUGGUCGAGAGAAAGGCGGACGUGGGUAAACGUUUUAACGCGGGAAAAGAAAGUUCACCGAGGAGACGGUCGACGUACGAACGUGGCGCCGGAACGCCAUCGAAUGCGACCGAAACGCCUCGCGGAGAGAGUCAAAAGCAGCAAAGCAAAUGGGGCAGGUGGACGGACUGGAGCAGCUGCAGCGUCACCUGCGGGAAGGGUCGGCAGAUCAGAUGGCGGUAUUGCUUGAACGAUUGCAGCACCGCCGAGACCGAAAUGGAGGAGAAGGCCUGCCAAUUGCCCGCUUGUCCGCCUGGAAAAUUCCUCGGUAUAUUUUAAGCUCCUACUGACAAUACGAUUCGUUCGAAAACGUCUCUCACGCCGCAAACCUAACCGCACUAACGACGAAGUGGACGUUCUCAUCUUUCCCGCCAAAACGUGAGUAACUUUUUCUGAGAAAUAUACAAACGCAACGUACCAAACU